Molecule: messenger RNA, 2495 nt
Organism: Aspergillus heteromorphus CBS 117.55
Lineage: Eukaryota; Fungi; Ascomycota; Eurotiomycetes; Eurotiales; Aspergillaceae
Exons: 4
Coding region: 217-2160 (647 amino acids)
Source: RefSeq, a predicted model, not a curated record
CUCUCACGGACACGGGCCUAGUGUUAGUGACAUGAGAGCAGCGUGUGAUGUGUGAUGAAGGCUUGAUCCCGAUCGAACCAUUCGGCGUCUGGCAUUCCCCACUGGCAUAGCUGCAAAGCCCCUGGUCCCCCCAGUCCCCACUCGACCUCUCCCCAAGUCCCCAACCCCAGGGCCUGACCGGUGCUAUUUGUUUGCCGGUCCCGGUCGAACAAUGAGAUGAUGGGGGAGGAGGGGAGCCAGAAACCUAGACCAACCGCCGAAACAGACCUCAAGUUCCAAAAUGUGAAUAUUGUUGGUCCCUCGGGCCCUCCGCAUGCUCGUCCAGAUUCCAAUGAUCAUGCGGGGGACCGCCCAGGUUCCUCUCGAGGCCGGUCUUCUAGACCGGCCCAGCAGGCAGCCGGGUCCAGGAACUUCGAGUUUGUCCUAGUCACCGAUAACGAGUCCCGGCGCCAGGUUCGCCGGCAUGCCAUGCGUCAGUACAUGCAUCAACGCCGUUUGGACAGCAUCGCUCGACUUGGGACAGCUCGUGUACCUGUCGGUGGUUGGACUACCCGCUCUCCUUCCGACUCUCAUGCAACCGAGUCCUCUUCUCGAGUGGAGGAGGUCCAGGAUGGGUCUCCAACCAAAUCAGAAAGAGGCUCGCCGAGUAGUGAGGAGGAACGAUCAACUCCAGAAAAGCCCAAAAGUUCUUCACGGUUGCUCAUUCCUAAAUUGCACAAAAUCAAGCACGAAGAUGCAUCUUCGCUUGUGGUCGACACACAUAAACCCAAGAUCUCUGAUCCUCAGGCCACUCCUGGAGAGGGCGCAGUUCGAGAUCCUUUUAGCUGUUAUCCAAUCCCUGUUAGCAAUGUCGAUCAUGAAUUGAUCCAACACUUUGUGGUAACGUACCCGUCUAUGAUGUACAAAUUUGCCUAUUCAAUCGCAAACAACCCUCUGAUGGAGAUAUUUCGACAAUUCGCUCUGCACGACGUUCUUCCAUUUCAGGCUAUGCUUGCCAUUGCCUCGAAACACCGCGCGGGUGUAGAAGGGAAGACCGACUCUGUGCAGAGUCUAACACAUAAAAUGCGGGCGCUGAGAUUGAUGAACGAGCGCAUUAAAGAAGACUCGACUGGGCAGCACGAUGGAACUAUUUACGCUGUAGCCACAAUGGCUGUCAUAGAGAAAUGGUCAAAGGAUGCGUCGGUUGAGCGGAUGCACUUCACAGGGUUGGCAUCGAUGAUCAGAAACCGCGGAGGCAUGCAAGGCAUGCGACUUUCCAGCCCUUUCCUGGAGAAAGUUUUAUAUUGGGUGGACUUCAGUUGUGCUUCGAAAGCGAUCGUCGGCACCUCACUACCCUGGACUGGCACGGUACCGGACGUGCCUCCUGCGAGGGACUUCCUAGACCCAAAUCUACAUCUGGCUACAUGUCAUACCCCGACCACGAUGGAAGAUUCUGAAGUCUACUGCGAACGUUUCCGCGCCUGUGAAGACUUUUUACGGUUCUUCCGUCAGCUCCAUGAGUUGGAACGCCUUGCCUUAGAGUCCUCUUGCACUCUAGCCGACGACUCUUCUCAGCGCGUCAAACAUUUCAGCUCCGGCACACAGCUAUACACAAUCCUCACUAUGCUUCCCGAUUAUGACCAUGGAAUCCGAGAUGUUCGGUUUAUCGAUGAAUAUACAUGCAUGGCCUGUCUCUUUUUCAUCGCAGUUUCACUCUACGACUGUUACAUGAAUUCUUCCAAUCUUGAUGAAUACCUCGAGUGGCUGAACCUUGAAAUCAGAAACAUCAACCCAUACACAAACCCAAGUAUUACAUCUGUCCUCUGGCUCUUCCUCAACAAUGGCGGUUACCCCAUGAACGAUGCAGGCGAUACUGGUGCCAGAUGUUGGAUUGUCUCCCGUAUGGUCCGAGUUGCUAAGCUCCUUGAAUGGAAACGCCAUGGUACCACCUGGGACAGACUCCGUCAAGUGCUUAUCGACUUCAUCAUAACGCAACAAGAAUGCGCCCUCGGAUCCGACUAUGUGGACCCCGAGGCGCUCGCAGCCCGACAACAAAAACGCCUUCACGGCGCCGAUUACUUCUGGAAUGAGGUCCAGAUGCGUGAGGACAUUAUGACUUUUCCCUUGUCUUCUGGUACAACCCAGAGUAAAGGAGAUAUGAAUAUACAUGUUUUCACGUAAACUUUCCUUUCCGCUCUCCAUAUACGUCUCUGUACGUUAAGCUUAAUUUGUGUUGACUUGAAAUUGGGCGACUUAUAAUGAGCUAUGAUGAAUGACGAUGGUGUUUAGGUAUAUAACUCGGGGUAUACAGGCAGGUGGGCAAGUUAUGCUUGAUCAAGGUCUUAUUCGAAAUUUUAUUCAGGCAUGGAGUACGUGGGUACUAGUAUAACAACCGCAAAUGGGGGGAACGGAGACAAGUUGAUCUGGUCGAACUUAUCUUGAAUAUCAUUCGUUAAUGUGUUUUCAUCAGAACCACCCCGAAAUAAUCAACCAGGGAGCUUGAUCGAUGGUUGGAG